Molecule: messenger RNA, 528 nt
Organism: Belonocnema kinseyi
Lineage: Eukaryota; Metazoa; Arthropoda; Insecta; Hymenoptera; Cynipidae
Product: lazarillo protein-like
Exons: 5
Coding region: 1-528 (175 amino acids)
Molecular function (GO): pigment binding
Source: RefSeq, a predicted model, not a curated record
AUGACAACUUUGGCUCAAGUUCCUUCUGUGGGCAGGUGUCCGGAUUUGAAAGUCGUACAAAAUUUUAACGUUGAAAAAUAUAUGGGAAAAUGGUACGAAGCCGGACGAUACUUUGUUUUUACUGAAAUGGGAGGAAAAUGUGCUACCGCCAAAUACUCUUUGAACGACGAUGGCACUAUAAAUGUUUUAAACAGUCAAGUCCAUGCUCUUACUGGAAAAUCCAUGAAUAUUGAAGGAAUUGCGGAAUGGGCUAGUGAAUCUGGCGAAGGAAAACUGUCCAUAUCAUUCCCUAAUCUACCAGCGGUUAUCCAAGGCUCUCUAUGGAUUCUAGAUACGGACUAUGAAAGUUAUGCUGUUGUCUUCUCCUGUCAAGAUUUUAAACUUUUCAACACAAAACAAGCGUGGAUUUUGACCAGGGACCGCGUUCCUAGCGAAGAAGUUCUCCAGAAGGCAUACAAGACAUUCGACGCAAGUGGUUUUAGCAGAAGAUUCCUUAUUCGUACGGAACAGAAAAAGUGCCUCCACUAG